UAAAGUGAUUGUUGAUAAAGAAGGUUACAUUUUAUUAAUAAUGUUUUUUUUUCAUUGUAGAGGGCGUCUUGGUGUUCUGUCUAAAUCAGUAUGGCGUUGCAAAAUGGCUUCUGACGAUGGUAGUUUUUCUACAUUUUAGUUCAGUUUAGCAUUUUCGUUCAGUUUACUGUAAAAUUUGCAGUAAAAAUUAAUAUAAAAUUAUAAAAUUUAUAAUAUUAGUGUUGCUUAAUUAUAAAAGUGGUAAAAAUUAACAUAAGAAAAUGAAUCCCCACGAAGAAGAAAAUACUGAACCUUCAAUGAAGAAACGAAAGAUAUCUGAAUGUCCAUUCAAAAAUGGCAACGUUCCGGUAGAGUUAUCACAAGGUAUUUUCAUGAAGACUAAUUGUCUAAAUAAGAACAAUGAAGAAUCAACAUCCGAAGAUGUUUACGAUGAUCAACAGUACCGAAAUAAAAUUAAUGGAAGUAUAGAAAGCAAUAUAGAAUAUAAUGAUUGUAAUAAUCUUAGCAAAAAUGAAGAAUCACCUAGUUCAGAAAUGGAUGAAGGUCCUUCUAAUGAUGAUUUACGACAAUUUGAUGUACUCGAUGAUCUUGAUCAUCAUUCAGAUCAAGAAGGAUCGAGGUGUGAUUCGGACAGUAAUGAUAGCAUCGACUCUGAUGUUCCUGAUGAAGAAAUUGAAGCCAUGUUAGAUGAAGGACUUCCGGAUGAAUUUAAAAAUAAACGAAAAGAUCGUGGUGAUUGCAUGCCGUAUGAAGAGAAAGAGAAAUUAGUUUUAGAUGAAAUUGGUCACAAUCAUUUCGAUGUUUUACCAGAAGGUUGGGUUCAAGUAACACAUAAUAGUGGGAUGCCUCUGUAUUUACAUAAACAAAGUAGAGUUUGUACAUUAGCAAAACCUUAUUUUCUUGGACCAGGAAGUGUUCGUAAGCAUGAAGUACCAGUAAGUGCAGUACCUUGUCUACAAUAUAGACGAGCAUUGCAAGAAGAAGAAGAAGAAAAACAAAAACAAAAAGAACGAGAGUCAAGUGGUGUUGAUACUGUAGCUUUACCUAGUGCUAAAAUUGAAACUAUUCAAGAAAAUUUAGCAGCCCAUUCACUUGACAGCGAACGAUUACGUAAUUACUGCCAAUCACUUUUUAGGUUUAAAACAAUUAAAGUCAUGAGAUUUCAGUCAUGGUCGGCACGAAGAAAAUUCACUAAAAAUAAGAAAAAUCGUAAACAAUUGGAAAGACCAACGUUACCUGAUGGUACAAAAUUGAUAACAUUCCCUAUCGGUAGCGGCACAGGUUCAACAAACGGAAGUCCAGGUACCGGUGACGAUAAUGUUGGUCAAAGACCUCCAAAACAUUGGAUCAUGAAUCCAUCGGGAAAAAGUUAUGUUUGUAUUUUACAUGAGUAUGUACAACAUGCUCUAAAAAAGCAGCCAACAUAUAAAUUCAAAGAGUUAGAAAAUGCUGCCACGCCAUAUUCAGCUAUUGUUUGUAUAAAUGACAUGGAGUACGGAAGUGGUUUUGGGAGUAGUAAAAAACAAGCUAAAGCUAAUGCUGCCAGAAAAACUUUGGAGAUUUUGAUUCCACAAAUGAGAGACAAAAUCUCAGGUGAAGUGGCCGAAGAUUCAAUGAAUUCCGGUCGAACAAUAAAAGCAUCAAGGAGUAAUUCUGAUGCAGAUUUAUCAUUUUUUGAUGAAAUUUCAAUCACUGACCCACGAGUGGCUGAGUUUUGUGCAAAAACAACAGAACCUUCUCCGCAUGCUAUUUUAAUCACAUGUUUACAACGAAACUUUGGUCUUGGUGACAUGCACAUAAAUUAUUCUGUUAAUACUUUGAAACAUCAAAGAAAUGAAUUUACCAUGAGGGUAGGAAAACAUGAAGCGACUGUGGUAUGUAGAAAUAAAAAAGAUGGUAAACAACGGGCUGCACAAGCAAUCCUACAACGUUUGCAUCCUCAUAUUCAAUCGUGGGGAUCUCUUUUACGUCUUUAUGGAUCUCGAAGUGUUAAAUCUUUUAAAGAGAAGAAACAAUUGGAACAAGAAAUCACAUUAUUGCAAGGAAAAGCUGCCGUAAAUCAACCAAAUCAUGCAAUUUUAGAAAAAUUACGUCAAGAAAUGAAGAAAUUAUCAGAGCAACGUCAAGCAAUACAGCCAAUUGGUAAAUUUAUAUCACCCGAUCUUCCAACUGGAUCUGCUGCCAAUUUAAAUAAUGUUGACUUGUAGUGUAACUAGUCAAAGCCAUCUAAUAUAGAUGUUUAAGUUAUUUUUUAUUUAUAAAUAAUAUAAUUCAUUAAAAUUAUUAAGAAUUCUAUCUAGUACGUGAAAACCGUGAGACUUACAAAGUUGUGUAGCUGCCAAUAAUAGCUAAUACUAGCCUGUUAAUGUUAACAAAGUUUACUUGGGGUGAAAAAAAAACACAACUCAAUUUCAUUUAGUUUAAUGAUAAUGUCAAAUGUUAUAGUUUUUACAUUAAUAUAAUUUUUUGUCUAAGCAUUGGUUAACAUUUAAUUAAUUAAUUGUAAAAUUGGUAGAUAUUUCAUUUUU
This is a messenger RNA of Chelonus insularis, 2528 nucleotides long. It is a transcript of the gene pasha, whose product is annotated as partner of drosha. Gene Ontology annotation, molecular function: identical protein binding; double-stranded RNA binding; primary miRNA binding. The record is from RefSeq and is a predicted model, not a curated record. Gene Ontology annotation, cellular component: microprocessor complex. Gene Ontology annotation, biological process: primary miRNA processing. Lineage: Eukaryota; Metazoa; Arthropoda; Insecta; Hymenoptera; Braconidae.